UUGCCCAGUCCGGAUGUUCUCCAGUAGCGAAUAACGAGCACUAGUGUGAAUGUGGCAAUCGAGGUAGACAGGGAGGGGUACAGAGACUGACCGGACCGGGUUUUUUGGUAUUUUUUCUUUAUUUUGUAUUUUCUCGCCGAGCCUCGUACUGACAGUUUAUUCCACGCCGCGGUUGUAAACUUGUUCGAGGGGCUGGCUAGCCGGCCGUUGCAGCUUUUCUUUGGGACUAACUGCUGUCGUGAAAACAGUCCAGAAGAAAGAAGGAAAGGCAGAAACAACAUGGGGCGAUAAUAAAUAAAUGUGCUGUGUUGUGGACCGACGAUGACUCUCUGGGAGGACCCGUGAAAGCCUAUUUAUUUUUAUUUAUUUCCCCUUCUCCCUCUCCUUUGUCCUCUGCUGUUUUAUUUUUAAUGUUCUCCUCCCCUUGUUAGUCUGGGAGAUAUAUUUAAACGGAAAAAGGCAGCGUUUUAAGAGGACUGAAAGAUGGACCAAGCCGGCAUCCUGAGACAGUUUAUCCAGGGGGUGAAGACCAUGAGUGAAAGAGACGAGAAGAGGGGGGAGGACAACUUUGGCAGCGACUUUAUGCGGUUACGACGGCUAUCAACCAAGUACCGGACAGAGAAGAUCUACCCCACCAACGUGGGAGAGAGGGAGGAGAAUGUCAAGAAGAACAGAUAUAAAGACAUACUGCCGUUUGACCACAGCAGGGUGAAGCUGACAUUAAAAUUAACCAAUCAGGACUCAGAUUACAUAAAUGCAAACUUUAUUAAGGGUGUGGAUGGCCCAAAUGCCUACAUUGCAACUCAGGGUCCGCUGCCAAACACGGUCCUCGACUUUUGGAGAAUGAACUGGGAGUAUAACGUAGCUGUUAUUGUUAUGGCUUGUCGAGAAUUCGAAAUGGGAAGGAAAAAGUGUGAGCGGUAUUUUCCAAGGCUGGACGAGGAGCCACUGACUUUCGGACCUUUUCAAAUCUCUUGUGAAUCAGAGCAGACCAGAACAGACUACUUUAUCAGGACUUUGAUUGUGCAGUAUAAUAACGAAACUCGGAGGAUAACUCAAUUUCAUUACAUCAACUGGCCCGAUCAUGAUGUCCCGUCAUCAUUUGACUCCAUACUAGAUAUGAUUGGGCUGAUGAGAGAAUACCAGGAGAAUGACGAUGUUCCCAUAUGUGUGCACUGCAGUGCUGGCUGUGGGAGGACAGGUGCUAUUUGUGCUAUUGACUACACGUGGAACCUCCUCAAAGCUGGAAGAAUUCCAGAAGACUUCAAUGUUUUCCGGUUGAUCCAAGAAAUGAGGACGCAGCGGCACUCUGCUGUUCAAACAAAGGAGCAGUACGAGUUGGUUCACAGAGCGAUUGCUCAGCUUUUUGAAAAACAGCUGCAGCAACUGGAGAGUCCCACCAACACACAGAUACACGAUGGCAUGAGUGAAAGCAGUCCAGAGAAAGCAAGUCAUCAGUCUGAUGAGGAGAGAUGGGACGCACCGCCUCCAAAACCUCCUCGCAUACGCAAUUUCCAGUCAGAAGGUGAUGUUAAGGAAGAGAUUAUCCAGCCCCCUGAAGCUCACCCUGUCCCCCCGAUCCUCACACCGUCUCCCCCUUCAGCGUUCCCCACAGUCACCAAUGUACGGCAGGACAAUGACCGCUACCAUCCCAAACCUGUCAUACAUGUCCUGGCUUCUACACAGCGCAACGCGACACAGGUUAAUGCAGAUGUGGACCAGGAGCAGAACCAGUCAGAACCCAGUCUAACCAAACAAACCAGCCCAUCAGAGCAAAACGAUGUAGACCUACUCAGCCAAAAUCAGCAAACUCAGGUCUCAGAUCUGGAUCUCAAUGACAACUACAGCAACAAAUUGUCUUCAACGUCAACCCAGUCAGAGUCGGGUCAAAGUGAGACUCCCUCAUCGCCCCUCUCCUCGACCGUUGAAUGUUCUGGUGCUCCUCGGAUCGAGAGGAAACUCAGCAUUGAGAUUAAAAAAGUCCCGCUCCAGGAAGGACCUCGCAGCUUCGACACCUCCUCUUCCGUUGGGGCCCCAGGUGGAUUAGGCAACAGUUCAACCAACAGUAGUUCAACGCUUCAUAGAAGCCACGCCUUCAAAUCUCGUUCCUGUCAGACCCAGCUGACGUCUAGCUCCUCGCUGUCGGAGGACUCGGGCACCGAGGGAGGAGCGGGUGGAUGUGGAGAGAGUCACACGCAUGGGGAUGUCCUAACCAGACCAAAUCACCUUCCAGUGAAGAGCAAAGAGAAGGGGAACGCAUACGAAGAGAAAAUGGUGGAGCUGAAAUCUGGUCAUGCUGCGUGGAUGGAGCACGGCAACAGUCCAGAAAAACAUUUCCCCAAGACUUCCUCCUCCUCUUCUUCCUCAGACAGAGUCGCUCCAUCUUCGUCAUCCUCUUCCCACCUCUCUUCGUCAUCUUCCUCUUCCUCCUCCUCCUCCACUCCUGUUAGGACUGCCCUUAGUUUCACCAACCCCCUCCACUCUGAUAACUCAGAUGAGGAGGGGAAUGGAGAAAUGCCCGAAGGAAAGGAGAGUUAUCAUACAAACGUAUCCACGGUAACGACCACCGUAGCCGCGUCCCCUCACCAUGACACCCAACAGUCGACCAGAAAGGUGCUGACGAUGUCGAUUGCCGGACAGGCCACUCCACCUUCCACAACCACAGCAAACUGCUGGGACAGCGAUGACUCCCCUCCCCCCCUCCCCGAGAGAACCCCUGAGUCCUUCGUAUUGGCCACAGACCCUGUGGAAGUAAAAACAUCUGCUUCAGCUGAAUGGAGUUCACAAAAAGAUUGUGACAAGACACCUCCAGCUGAUCCAGGAUCUGCUGGAAGUACAGUAGCAAAGAGCCAAGCAGACCUGGGUGGGGUUCGGUAACCACUGCAUUCAACCCAGAAGUCCUCGAGAACGCCCCCUUGGAGUGGACAUGAUUGAACAAGCCGUCUGCCUGUUCACCAACAACAUCCUACCUUGUCAGGAUGUGGGCUCCCACCUGGAUGAUCCAAAUGAAACUUGCUAAAUGCCACACUGACCAAAUAGCACAUUAUACAGAGAAGCUUCUUCUGUGUGCAAACUUCCUCCUCGUGUCCUCCUUCUAAGUGCCACCGAGCAAAAUAACAAGCAGCUACUGGUUUAAAGACAUCCAAACUUUUCCUCUUCAGAAUGUUUAUGCUUAGGCUGUUUGCUGGCUUGAGAUUAGUCUUUGCCCAGUUAAUGGUUGAAAGAUAAAUUUUUAGGGGAUUUAACAAAGAUGAGGCCUAGCGCCCCCCCCCCCCCCCCAUCCCCCAACUACAUGUAAAUUUCUCCCUUUUUUUAACACAAAAUAAAGUGACUUAAAAAUUACUUUUACUCGUUGUUUUAAGCCAAAUGAGAGGAAUGAGACGUAUUCAGGAAAGCUAGUGUGGGAAGCAGAUCCCCGAGUUAAAGAAAACAAAACAAGCUGCCUCUCAAUGAAUGAACAAUCUUCAACGCGAACUUGGAUAAUCUUUUACUCAUGAUGCAAUCUUAUCAGAACGGUGUGAGAGGUUGCUAUAGGAGGCUUUCUGUGUCUCUGUGUGCUGCUGCGUUACAACCACUCUGCAUAGAAACGGCCACGCUGGAGCUGAUGAUAAUCAUCUCUCACCUGUUUCUCAUCUGUGCUGUGGUUUCCUGUUGGAUUUUAAUCAUGUAUGGGAAAAAUGUAAAAACAGGCCCUAGUGAUUUCUGUUUCUCUGCUCUUUUGUUGCCAUCAGGACAUGCACCCAUUCACCUAAAUACAAAACGAGUUGGUUUGCAUAAAGCUAAGCUAACAUGAAAAUAUUCAGCUGAAAGCAAUAAAUUCCAAACUUACUUAGAGGUUUAAGGGAAUACGACCAUGAUGCCAAAGCAUCCUAAAAAGGUUCCCAAACAAGUUGCUCGUAAAAUCUGAAGUUUUAAUUUAUUUAUUUAAAAUGCAUUUGAAUGUAUUUCACCAUAUUAAGAAGGGUGAUAGAAAUCAGUUAAGAAUCACAUAAAAGGGCAAAUUUUAUUAAUGACAUCAUUAUCGGCCAAACUCUGAAUCAUGAGACCACGAGCCUGUUAAGGACGUGUCCUCUUACUAUAGAAGCUAUUGGCUGCUUUUCACUUCCCUUUUCUCCGUUUUAGUGUUUCUUUGUUUCAUUUGCUCGUCUCCCUGUCUCCUACACGUUUCUCACAAUAAAACCUCCAGUGUUACAGAGUAUAGAUGUUGCACCUGAAACACUAGAAACUGGUUUUGACAGGUUGAACGCUCUGUUGUUUCUCUUUACCGGCUUCUGUUUGUGUGAUGUAGGGAUCCAGUAAGAGAUCAUCAACAGCAGCUAAGGACCCAGGAAUUCUGUUUUCUUCUUAUUGUUAACAUCUUUUUUUAUUUGCUACCACGACGUCAUAGUAUGUACAUUGUUUUUCUAAAGAUGAGAGCUGUACAGGGCAGUUGAGGUAUAUAAUAUUUCAAAUUUCUUUUUACUGUUUCCUAAAUAUUUCUAUUAACAGAAGAUGUACGAAAGUCAGUGCAUGAUGAUGAUGAUUCUUCCCCAUAGUUUUCUUUAGAUGUGUAAAUUAUUCAGUGACCCUUUUGAUUUUGCUUCUGGCAAAUAGUUCAGGGUUAAAUUGUUAUUUUUCAACUGUGUGCUUAACAGAUUGAUAAAUGUUUUAGCUGUUGGCAGAAAAAUGGCACAAGCUGCCACCCAGCCUCCUCUGAAGACUACAAUGGUCUCCGAAUAAGAUUGUAAUAAUAUUAUUAAUGCUGAUAAUAAUACUGAUGGUCAUUUUUUGUAAAUGGUAUUUUAAAAGUUAUUUUUGUAUACGCGGUUUUGUUGCAUCACAGCUCCCACUCUGAGUUCAUGUCUUAUGUUUUCACUGGCUCACUCCACCUCUUCAUUCUAUUAAAUCUUGCUAAUUAUUCCA
Messenger RNA from Nothobranchius furzeri (turquoise killifish), 4902 nucleotides. RefSeq names its product protein tyrosine phosphatase non-receptor type 12 (gene ptpn12). Gene Ontology annotation, molecular function: non-membrane spanning protein tyrosine phosphatase activity. Gene Ontology annotation, cellular component: nucleus; cytoplasm. Lineage: Eukaryota; Metazoa; Chordata; Actinopteri; Cyprinodontiformes; Nothobranchiidae. Gene Ontology annotation, biological process: peptidyl-tyrosine dephosphorylation. The record is from RefSeq and is a predicted model, not a curated record.